Molecule: messenger RNA, 910 nt
Organism: Trifolium pratense (red clover)
Lineage: Eukaryota; Viridiplantae; Streptophyta; Magnoliopsida; Fabales; Fabaceae
Exons: 2
Coding region: 101-697 (198 amino acids)
Molecular function (GO): protein binding
Source: RefSeq, a predicted model, not a curated record
ACAGCCCGGAGUUUUCAAGCCCCAACAUAAGUUGCAUAACCUUCCUUCCAACGCUGAAGAAUCUUCCAAUAUUCUUUUCACUGAGUCACCAAAACGAGUCAUGGAAUCUAAACCCUUGAACGCUAUUAAGAUCCUCUAUAGCUACGGUGGCAAAAUCCUUCCUCGUUCCACUGACGGUGAACUCCGUUACGUCGGCGGUCACACUAGAGUUCUCUCCGUUGAUCGUUCAAUUUCAUUCUCAGAAUUGAUGGAGAAACUCGAAGAAUUGUGUGGUUCAUCUGUCAAGUUAAGGUUUCAAUUACCAAACGGAGACUUGGAAAUGUUGAUCUCAAUCACCAACGACGAAGAUUUAGCCAAUAUAAUCGAUGAAUACGAACGUGUCUCGUUGAGAUUAACUCAUCCGUUGAAGAUCAGAGCCAUUCUUUCGCAGCCGAAAUUGCUUUCUUCUGAUCCGUCGUCUGCUUCGUCCAGUGCCACUCUUUCUCCGUCAAGAUCGCCUCAUACCUCCGCUGAAUCGCUGCCGUACGCGGUGGCAUAUCGCAUCGGACGACAUAGUCGCUCGCCGCGUGCGCCGUUCGGUUAUUCGUUCGGCGUCAAGAAUGGUGGAUCGGCGAAAGCUUGUUGCAAUAUGGGCCAGUUCUAUGGAAGCCCAAGGUCCUUUUAUUAUGGGCCUCGUUGCAAUAAUUACUGCCAUUAAGGACCCAUAUUUUAUUAAUAUUUAAUUUAAUUAAAGUAAAAUACUAGUAUAUGAAUGAAAAAUUCAACAAAGUAAGGGACCCAGAACAAAAAAAAAAUUAAUAGUGACGACGAGACGAGGGUUGUGAAAUACAGAUUUUUGUUCUUAUAAAAUUUUGAGAUGUCGUUGAGGUUCUAAGUUUUUUAUCUGAGCCUUAAGUUUUUUUGUUGGAAA